Molecule: messenger RNA, 3434 nt
Organism: Brassica napus (rape)
Lineage: Eukaryota; Viridiplantae; Streptophyta; Magnoliopsida; Brassicales; Brassicaceae
Exons: 4
Coding region: 301-3183 (960 amino acids)
Source: RefSeq, a predicted model, not a curated record
CAUCAAUGCUAUCUUUCUCUCUCUAAGAAACCAUUUUCUUUGUUUUGCCAAGAAAACCCAUCCAAGGUUUGUAAACUGUUUCUCCAAAAUUUGUUUUCUUGUUCUUUGUCUAAAGUUUGUGAAUCUGGUGUGUCCUUCUUUCUUCAUUUUGAUCUUCUGUUCUUCUAUCCAACUUCAAGAUCCCAAAUCUUGAAAUGUUUUCAGAUAUCGGACAUAAACUGGAGAUGAUAAAAGAAGAUCUAGUGUUAUGCUGAACUAUUUGGGAAGCGAAGAGGCAGAUAGUAACAGUGGAAGAAUCAAAUGUUCUUGUCCACUGAGAACCCACCACAUGACCCACUUUCAUCUUCUUCUCCUGCUACUUCCAGUUUAUUACAUCUCACCACUUCUUCACAUGAGUUAGGUCAAUCCCAUCUCCAAAACUUCUCCAUCAGAGAUUACGCGUAUAGUAACAGAAAGAACAGCAUCAAGAACAGCUGGCCAUUUUCUCCUAAAAGUCUCCAAAUUUGUUCAACUCAUGGCGUAACUGAUCCUUUGCCACCGUUUGAGACAACGGCUAGUUCAUCGUCAGGGAAGCAGAUCGUAUCUCAUGUCCAUAGAGGAACUGGUUUGGCUAAACUUGGGCUAAAAGGAGGUUGUAGCCAAUCAAGGGUCAUCAAGAAUGGUUUUGGUACGAGUACAAGUGUUUCGAAGUCUAAGGUAGAGAUAGUAGUAGCUGGUACAAGUAAUAACAACAAGAACAGUAAAAAGUGUGGACGAGGAGGAGGAGGAAUGGUGAAAUCCAAAGAAGAUACUUGUGGUGGUGGCCUCGUGAUGACGACAACAUGUCCUAUUUGCAAAACCUUCUCAUCAGCUUCCAACACUACUUUGAAUGCUCACAUCGAUCAGUGUCUGUCUGCUGAUUCAGAACUGCCACCUGUUAGUACUUAUAAGCCAAACAAGCAUAGAGUUGAUCAGCGUCUGUCUGUUGAUUCAGCCGUGCCACCUGUUAGUAGUACUAAGCCAAACAAGCCUAGAGUUAAUCAGUGUCUGUCUGUUGAUUUAUCCGUGCCACCGGUUAGCACCAAGCCAAACAAGCCUAGAGCUAAGCCACAGAUGAAAGUUAAAACGAUGGUUGAUAUUUAUGCUUCUGCUAAAAGAUGCACGUUAGAAGAUCUUGACAAGAGAAAUGGAACUACGUGGGUGUCCAUUUUGAGUCACACGAAUCGAGUUGUUGCUGAUAAAGUGUCCAAGAAGCGGAAAGCUUCUCCUGUGGGCGUUGGUCCGGUUUAUAUCGAUGCCAAGGGUCAAAAACUGCGGAUUCUAACAGAGUUCAGCGAGAAGAAGACUUGUACUACUACUACAUUGAGAGAGCAGCAUGAGGGUGGUAGUAGUGAAAAGAAGAGUUCAAGCCAAGGUAGUAAAGAAAACAGUAAAAGCUUGAGGAAGAGACGUCUGGGAAAGAAACAUUACAAGUAUCUUAAACUAACCAAUCUCAAAGCCAAUAAUACAUCAGAGCAGGUACCAGAUUAUCAAAGAGUGUUUUGCGGAGAAGGUAGCAGCAAGGGUCAUCGUAGAAUCUAUAACCAGCGGAUGUUAUCAAAACCUGGUCUGGUUUCAAAGAGGCUAAAUGAGAAAGGACAUAAACUUUAUGAUUUGCGGGAUCAGCCAUCUGAGGAUGAUGAUGAUUCAUGGUCAGGAGGAGAGCGUCUUGUGUUGAGAGGUACUGAUUCAUCCCCUUUGAAGAAACAGAAGGAAGUCUCUGGAAGGAAUAAGGCUAUGUUUGGGAGUAAAGGAGCUCAAAGUCGUUCAUUUAGAGUUCAGAUGAGUGAAAAGGAGGAGGCAUCACUUGCAGUAGCUCAUUUAGACACCCUCCAAGUCAAGAAGAGACUUGCUUCGAUUCAAGAAAAUAAGUAUCCACUUGGAAAGAAUGUCAGCGAGGUUUCUCCUCGUGCAACUAGCAUGAGAAAGGUGUCCCCACAAUUCGUAGCAAAUGGCUGGAGACGACUAUCUCUGCCUGUGGAGCUAAAGAAAGCUCGGCUGGAUUCGUCUGAGGAAGAAGAAGCUGGAAAAUGGGAAUCUGAAAUGACACAAGAACGUGAACUCUCAGAUGAUGAUUAUGUUUCUGGUUAUGAUGAUACUCCUUCAUUUGAUGAUGAUGAUGACGAAGAAAGUAGUGAUGAGGAGGAUGAAGAUAAUAGCAACAACAACAACAGUAGAGCCAAUGUGUUGGACAAAAGCAAUGAUGCUACACCUAGCGAGAGAGCAAUGUAUUAUUACUCUGAAGAAGUUGAGGAAAUGAUUUAUAGGCAAACCACUUGUGAUGAAGAUGUGAGGUUUGAAUCUGAGGUGAGAGGAAAAGGAAGCUUAUUUGUAGAGGUUGAUACCAUUCCCAUUCCAGGACCUCCUGGCUCAUUUCUACCUAGUCCCAGGGACAUGUGUUACGAUGAGAAUCUUGGAAACUCGUCUGUUAUCACAAGCCAGUUCCAUUCUUUCGACAGAAACUCAUCUGAAUCACCUGUUUCUGCUGUUUCAAACGUUGCACCUGGUAAGUUGAGUUUCCCUGUGGAGUUAUCUUCUUCCUACACGACAACACCGAUAAGCUUUUGUGUUCCAUCUCAUCAUGAGACAAUCACCGAGGCUGAGCUGAUGACUGUUGGCAAGACAGAACCACCUCCAAGACUUAGAAGCAACGAUCAUGAGUCUUGUUGUUGUUGCCAGAGAAAAGAGAGAAUCUCUGAGGGGAUUGCUUUGAAUCAUCAAACAUCUCAUCUACUGCAGAGAAGAGGUGCUUCUUAUUCGUCACAUUUGGAUACAACAAAUCAUCCGUUUGAGGAGUCACCGUACAUGAUCCAGCAAGACUUAGAACUUCAGAGUAAAUUCUCCAGCAGAGCUGUUGUUGUGCCUCCAAGUCCUAACCCGGUUUUGCGGUUGAUGGGAAAAGACCUGAUGGUCAUGAACCAAGGAGAAGCAGACAAGGUAGAAGCAUCUCGGGAUAGCUUAAAACCACCCACUCAGUUUCUUGAUUCUCUUCAUUGCCCAGCUGGAACCGGCUUAUACUUCAACACAGGUCUCUAUUUAAGAAACAGUUUCGAGUCAACACAUCAUCAACCACAGACACCACAAGCACAAGCACAGACACAAACACAAGCUUCACCAUUCCGACACAGUUUUGAUGAUCAUGUAAGGUACUUUUCUCCGAGCUAGUCAAUCCAAUGUAAGAGUUUCGGCCUUUGUGUCUGUCCCUUUGUGUAGUUAUGGACCUUACGGUUUACAUUAAGAAAAGCAGAAACUUGAAAAGAACAAACACUCACUCUGUAGAAGAUAAAAGUAACUUUAAGCUUUGAGAAGCUCAACAAAUAAACUUGUAAGUUUAUAUUUAAGGUUUUGGCCAUUGUGGUAAGAACAACAUGAUUCUUCCACAAACUUGGACUGUGAAUUCAGAUUUCUUUUUCAAA